This is a messenger RNA of Anisakis simplex (herring worm), 1533 nucleotides long. NCBI's taxonomy places the organism in Eukaryota, Metazoa, Nematoda, Chromadorea, Rhabditida, Anisakidae. The record is from the annotation of a GenBank genome assembly.
AUGGGCCCACUCACAUGUGGGGUACGAUGGCCGAUAAUUGGACCUCCCCGGCAAAUUCGAUGUGCGAAUAUGCUUGCAUUGCGAUACAGUUCACGUUUCAUUCGGUCAACACGUGGUGCAGUGCACUUAACGCGGCGUAACUUAUUAACUGAGCGCUUUUCGCUGAACGAGGAAUGGGCAUUGCGGCAUCAAACACUGGAUAUGUUAGCUCUUGGCGGUGAUUAUGAAUGGGUUGCAGCAGUGCAGAAAAAAUUCCUGGGCGGAGGCACAGCCAGUGCAGUCGACGUUGAUGCAGCGGUAUGUGCCGCAGAAGAAAAGGAUCAGCUUGAGGACUUAAUCGAUCUGGUAUAUCGAUUGAGGCACACAUCAAACACGGCUGAUACAUUGCAGUCGACUGAGUACGCAUUAGUACGAACUAUACUUAAACAUAACGCUGUAGAUUGGCUUUUCAAAUUAUUGAAUGAUACGAUAAAUUAUGGCGUUUUCCUCAAUGAACAUUCUGCUUGCCUUGCAAUCGAUCAUCUGUUGGAAACAAAAAAUUUUGCAGGUGCAGCAAGGGUAGUAAGUUUUGUUAUGCAGCAAGAGAUGUUCUCGUGUGAAUUGCUUAAUCUCUUAUCAGUAUAUGCAACCCUUCGAUGCCUUGAGUUGCCACCCGAACAAAGAGUCUUUGCUACCAAUAACGAGUCGUCAUCGGACACGUCAGAAGACGAUUCCAAUGAAGAAGAUGUUAAAAUCAUGAGGUUAGCCUAUUUGAAAAACGAAUACUCGGAUGAUCAUUAUGAUAUUGUCGAUACUGAUCGUUUACUUGGCAAAACACUUUUGUGGAUGCUGAAAGAGUGUUCAUCAUUAUCUGAGAAGAGUGUUGUUGAUAGCGUUAAACUCAUCGGUACUUUACUGUACGGUCACUUCGACGAAUUCGCAAAAAUCGCGGAAAGUGGAUCACCUUUAUUACCGUCUGCCAUCGACUUGUGUCGAAAGGAAGUUCAACGGAGACUCACAACAGAAGGCGAAUCCAACCAGAAAUUUAAUGAACAACUUUUGGAGAAACUUGAUGAAUGUACCCUUUUGGACAAUGUCUCAUCAGCGUCACUGUGUAGUUUGCUUGAAGAGCAAAUCAGAAGAGUACAGCCGAGUGAGGAAAAGAAAAUAAUGGACACACAAAAGAAGUUAUUCAAAGAUUGGACUGCUCAACGUGUAGCGCUUAUAAGUGCUCAGGUUUAUUUACCUUUCAAGGCCGAAGCACUGAACUGUCGUUUGAGAAUAAAAGAAAUAAAGAGACAAAAAGCAGAAUUGGAAGCGAAACGAGAAAUGUUGUACUUCUUCGAAAAUCGAAUGAAAUGGGAAGAUCAGGCGAGACGGAAAGAUCAAAUUUUCAAUGAGUUAAAAGAUCAGAGUGCUGGUUCUGAUUCCAGUGAAGAACAAUAUAGUGCCACAUUGUUCGAAAAAAUUGACUCACUAUUCACCGUAUUGUACAAUACGGUGAAUAGUGAGUCAAUUGAUUGCAACUUAUUGUGUCCGAAUACAGAUCCAUAG